AUGGGGCGAAGGCCGAGACGGUCCGAACGCAGACGAGCCGACGUCGGAGAAGCCGGUCGCUGCCGCGGGCAGAUCCGUCGAGCCACCGUGAAGCCGCCACGACACCGGGAGGCCACCACCGCCGGACCUCUCCAUGCCGCCGCCGACGGCCGGAGCAGCGGCCACGCCCAACCACAGCCCUACCCGCGUUGCCCGGCGAGCUCCAAGCGCCGGAGCCGCCGGGCACGCACCACCGGUGCCACGCGCCGCCGGCCGACCCCCAACGCCAGAUCCGGCCAGCACACAUUGCCACCACCGCCACCAACCACGGCGCUGUUACCUCCAUCGAACCGCACGGAGGUCCCAGCCGACCGCAGCCCAAGCCAACAGAAGCCCCCGGCACCAAGGAGCAACAGCCAGCCGCCGCCCCAGUCCGCACCAACCCCACCACCACCACGCCUCCCCUACCCCCGCAAGCAGCAGGGAGGAGACAGCCGUGGGCCUUGCUGCCCGCAGCCCCGGCCAGCCAACGGCCGUCGGCGCCAGACCCGGCCAGAUCUGGAUGCGAAGGACGCCGCCCCGCAGCCCCCGCACGUCGGCAAGGAGCUAGAGCGCCGCCACCCGCUGCCAAGCCGAGGGACGGCCGCCACCGCGCCGCCAGGCCCCGCGGCAGCCUGA
Messenger RNA from Aegilops tauschii subsp. strangulata, 657 nucleotides. The record is from RefSeq and is a predicted model, not a curated record. Lineage: Eukaryota; Viridiplantae; Streptophyta; Magnoliopsida; Poales; Poaceae.